Cuscuta campestris is the source of this 1297-nucleotide messenger RNA. The record is from the annotation of a GenBank genome assembly. NCBI's taxonomy places the organism in Eukaryota, Viridiplantae, Streptophyta, Magnoliopsida, Solanales, Convolvulaceae.
AACGACGCACAGCCGCCGCACACGGCCACCAGAAUCUCGCUUCUCGGAUUCUCCUAUUCGAUAGCCGGCAGAGCGUAGGGAGCGAUAGGUGAGAGGAGCAAAUGGCAUCCAACAUUGGAAUGAUGGACUCCGCUUACUUCAUCGGCAGAUCUGAGAUCCUUUCCUGGAUCAACUCCACUCUCCAUCUCAGUAUCUCGAAAGUCGAAGAGGCAUGUACAGGCGCGGUCCAGUGCCAAUUGAUGGAUGCUGUUCAUCCUGGGAUGGUCCCGAUGCACAAGGUCAAUUUUGAUGCCAAGAAUGAGUACGAAAUGAUCCAGAACUACAAGGUCCUUCAAGAUGUCUUCAACAAGCUCAAAAUUACUAAGCAUAUUGAGGUGAGCAAACUGGUGAAAGGAAGGCCUCUGGAUAACCUGGAGUUUAUACAAUGGAUGAAGCGCUACUGUGGUUCUGUAGGAGGAGGAGGAGCUGCACUCAAUUACAACGCUCUAGAGAGAGGAGAGGCCAGCAAGGGUGGAAAGGAAGUGAACAAGAAAUCUGCAGCAGCAUCACAACAAGUUUCGGCCAAGCCUUCCUCAGCUUCAACCAAUCAUCAUGUCCCACCCAAUGGCCGUAGGAAUGAUGCUACCAAUACAAGCACCACAAAUCUUUCUGGAAAGACCUCUAGGCCAUCUUCAAGUGGAGGCCGCUCUGUCUACUCUGAAACAGAAAAGGCUGCACAUGAACAACAGAUUACAGAGUUGAAGUUGUCUGUGGAUAAUCUGGAGAGGGAGAGGGACUUCUACUUUGCUAAGCUGAGGGAUACUGAAAUUGUGUGCCAAUGCCCCGAGAUCGAAAACCUACCUGUAAAGUUCUCUCUCAAUAUCUGCACUACCGUUCAUAGAGAAACUAUUACAUGGACUGAUCGAGCUACAGAUGACGAUGCAACACUCGUUGCAGAGGCUCAAGCCAUCAUCUCCAAGCAACACCAACAAGUGGACGAACACGAAGAUGAGACGGACAACAACAAAGUGAGAGUUGAAAACCAGAAGAGAAAAAUAAUCAUCAAUGCUGAUGUUGAUGUUGCUGCUAGUGUCACAUUGUCUCCAAGGCAAAAGAUCACUGAUGCUUCAGAUGUCCAUUGCAGCGGAUCGCCACUCGUGACUUACUGAUGUCUUCUAUUACUUCAAGAAUGAUGUUUUUUUGUCCUGCCUCAAUUGCCCGAGAGGUAUAUACUUCCUACAAUGUUGCUCCAUGUGGGUGAAUCGUGAAUGACAUAGACAACAUAUUUUAUUUAGUGUACCAGCUGUUAUGGAAAGUC